UACCGUAAACAAUGGUAUAUUUCUAUGUGUGUGUAGCUUGCUCGUUCGUUUGGUUGACAAUCGCGAUGUGAUGUAUCCUACAUCAUCGCAUGCUGAGUUAUAUUUUCAACAAAUCUUUUUAAUUUUUAUAUUAGUUACAACAUUUAUUUCUAGAUGUUUUCUUUCAUUGUGGUCACGUUUCUCUGUUUUGAUUUCUAAAUAUGUGUAAUUUGCCGCCGAAGUUCCAUUCAGUGUGUCGCCUUUGUUUAUCAUUCUGUGGCGAUAAUUGCAGUGAUGUUAAACUUCCAAUAUUCGACCGUGAUAAGGAUAAAUCACGACUUUCCGAGAUGAUAAUGACAUAUUUGUCAAUAAUGGUAUCACCGGAAGACAUGCUGCCACAGGUGGUUUGUGGGAGUUGUGCACACAAGCUUGAUGAGUUUCAUACAUUUAGAGAAUUGUCACAUAAAUCUGAGCUUCUGUUGGAACAAUUUGUACAGUAUGCCAAUUCACUGACUGGUACAAAAGAGGAUAUCCUGCACAUAACGGCGGACAAAUUAGAAGAAAUAAUAAGGCCACUGAACGAUAGUGAGUAUGAUGAUGUUAGUAAACACAAAUAUUCCGAAAUCGGUUCCCCUGACUCUACGGAGGAAAUGAAAAACUUGGAGAGCCGGCAGGCGGCGGUGACACUGCUUCAAAUAAAAAACUACGAUCCGACUAAAUACGCUAUCAAGACUGAGGAAAGUCCUCACAUAAUGUUCAACAGCGGACCGAGUUUACCGCCUUCCGAUAGAGCGAGAGAGGUUAUGCAUUGUAAUGCCGUCAUCGAUAUUAUAAGCAAAGCUGUUACGGUCGCGCAGCGAGAAAACGAAGAAUCUCAGAAUUUCCCGCCUAACUAUACGAGCGUCAUUGACAGGACGCAUGCGCCCAGUGCCAGCGAAGUUACCUAUGCGCAGGAGUACUCCGAGGAGCAAUAUAGCACGUACAAUCCUCCGCAAAGCGCUACCAGUCCAGGUAGCAACGAUGACCAUGACCAUAAAGAAAUGGACCUCUCACUAUACGGUUCAGUCAAGAACGAAUCAGUGGAACCGAGCGAACACGCAGAACGUGACGUCACGGGGUCGUACCUUCAAAGAUCGUUAACAAGCAAUAAAACAUCUAGCUUCGCAGAUGAGUACAAACAACACAUAUUUGGACGAACAUGCAACAAAACAAAACAGUCACAAGAGAACUCAGUGUAUGAGGAAUGCAGUCAAAGCAGUAGUGGUUCAGAUCCAGACAGAUUACAGAUGGACAUAUCUGAGGUGUCGCAGGACGACCCCGAAGAAACCCAGUCGGUGCCAUCAGCCCAGUCCUCUCCGAAACCGCCGCACGAAAACGAAGGUGACAAGGAUUCUUUAUGGCAGGCCCUUCAUAGACAAAACGGCACCAACACCGCCACUGACUUUGCUGCGUGUGUUAAAGGUCGUGGCGGAGAAGCGACGCAGCUUCUGAGGCGGUUGAUCAACAGCAAACACCUGGGUAUGACCGUGUCACCGCUGCGAGGCACGACGUCACCUCUCCCUGCGCCGAUGCUGCCUAACGGUGCCGUUUCGCCGAACGGCGAGUGGUCGAACUCGGGCCGCGGGGCGGCGGGCGGCCCGGGCGGCACGGCGCGCAGGAAGCAGAGCUGUCCGGCGCGCGCGCAGCCCCUGCACGAGGCAUCCAACGUCUGGCCCAUCACGCACGAUAAUCAGGAGGUCAACGAGAGUGCGACGGGGGGAGGCGCGACGGGCGCGUCGGGAGCGGCGGGCGCGGGGGCAGCGGGGCGGGGCGCGCCGCGCGUCGAGCUGUCGUGCAGCAACUGCGGCACGCACACCACCACCAUCUGGAGGCGCGACGCGCGCGGGGAGAUGGUGUGCAACGCGUGCGGCCUCUACUACAAGCUGCACGGCGUGCCGCGACCCACCGCCAUGCGCCGCGACACCAUACACACGCGCCGCCGGCGACCGCGCCACGACGCCAAGCACCCCAGAAACAAGUCGCGUCGCAGCGGUAGUGGCGGAAGCGAGGGCGGAGGCGCGGGCGGUGGCACGGAGGCGGUGGCGGAGGGCGGCGCGCGCGGCGGGGAGGGCGCGGAGGAGGCCGUGCUGGCGGCGCUGCGGCGCCAGCUGCAGCCGCACCUGCUGGCCGCGCUGCACGCGCACUCGCCGCGCUCGCACACGCAGACGCACACGCACCGCUCGCAGGUGGGACGAAGUAUUUCCGAGUACGACGAAGCGCCACUCAAUCUGGUGGCGAGUCACGUGGCCGCGGAGGAAACGCACUGACUGCCCUGUGAUACGCUCACUACUACGAGUACUUCGUAACUUUGCCAGUACUGCAGAACUGUCUGCGCCCCCUCCUAGCCUCGUAUGCGACCAUUAUAAGUACUAUGGGCACUGCCUGAGCUCAACAUGUUCUAAUUUUAAACCGCGUUUAUAAAAACGGCCAGUUACAAACCAUAGACAAUUUCGAAAUGCGCCAAAGCUAUGACUGUCAAAAGAUUUGAGAUUAAUGUUUACUCAUUUUAAAUAAUCGUUAAACAGUCACAAAUAAUAAAAGAUCUUUUAAUAUAAUAAGUAUAUCCAAGAAUUUCGACUAGUUAUCUCAAGGUGAAAGCCUCUCUAUUGUUAAAUUGCAAUUGUAUUUUCGUAACUUUACGAAAAAAAAAAUCGCAAACGUUAAUGGAAUCUAAAUUUGAACUAUAAAAUAUUUUCACUUAAACAAAAUAGAAAUAGUUAAUACUAUAGAUAAAUAUUACAAUUUAUAAAUAUUUUUCUACAUUAAUGUAUAUUUCAAAUAUAUUUGUCUCUAUAAGUAUUAAAACAGUAUAAUUAAUAGUUAUAUAUCGUAAUAGAGUACAAUCAAUUAAAGCACUCGUUUAAAUUUAGGUUCCUCGUGAUUACACUAAUGGUAUUUCCUCACAGAUCUGAUUUACAAAAAAAAAUGUAGUUUAACAAAAGCAUUAAUUAAAGCAAUAUUUGCCGCGGUCAGAGGUAAUUCAUAGUGCCUAUAGGAUAGGUAUAAUGGUACCAAUGUUUAUCAGAUGUUCGAAUAUUUUCCCCUACAUUGUGAUAUCUAAACAAUUAAUAAUGUAUGUUGUGGUACGAGAAUCUAAUAUGUGAAUAUUUUAUCGUAUUCGUUUUGUCUUAAUUCGUUUUCCUAACUCGAACGAGUGAGUUCGCUUUCGCGAAUGUACUCCAAUGUGACUCUAAAUCGAUUGCAAACGAUCGUCGAGUUCGAAACCUUGCCUUAAAUGCUCUCUUGAUAUUGAUGAAAUUAUAUUUACGGUUACCUAUUGCAGGAAGCAAGUAUUCAUUUAGGAUUAGGUCAGUAUAAGGAUAUUGUAAAUUUUUAUUAUUUACUUAGUUUUAAUGAUGAUUCGUAAAAUAUAUAGUUAUUUAUUUCCCAUUUCGGUCAGUAUUUAAAUGUAAGUAUUUUAUUUUCGAUUUAGACGAGUAUUUUUUCGUUUAUAAUUCUAAGGUACGAUACGGUCUGUUUCAGAGCAAUAAUAAUUGAGUCUCACCAUACAAUAGUGUAAGCGAAAUUGACGUAGAUAUUUUCAAAAGCUUAGGUUACAUAGGUCGAUAAACGAGCAAUAAUAUUAUGUAGUAAUCUUCCCAUGACACAUAUUUAACUAUAUAUUAUAUAUAUACAUAUUAUAUACAUAGGUAGCAUCGCACAUUUUUAAUCUGCAUGAUGCCGUUAUACUUAAUAUACUUUUUUGUAUUAAUUAUAGAGUUUAGUUUUAGUUGUUGAGAAAUUAAGGAACCAAUAUUGAAUAUUCCACUACGUUGAAUGUCACGCGUUCUGGGUAAGCAUUCAAAAUAAUACGCAUUACCAAAUCGUCGUGGCAUUAUCUUAUUUUUUUAACGGAAUCACCUCAUUGUGGUCAGUGUUUUGUAAAUAAUUGUGUUGAAAGCGGAAGGCAUUUACAUUACUUGUAAUUAACACGGGGCCGUUUAGUCGUCGCCGAUCCUCUAUCUUAACUCAUUCGAUCACCGUCCUUUACUUAACGUCUCUACUUAAUUUAGCAUUAAUUUAUUUAUUGUAUGAAUCCCCACGGGCCAGUAAAAUAAAAACAGUCUUUGAGACAUUGUGAUAUCUUUAGCUAGAGCUUGCUUACCUUUUAUACGUUUUUAUGCAAACGGUCGAACUACGUAACUUCUGUUGCAGCUAAUGUUUAUAUAUUAUCACGAACGCGUGAAUAUUAUUGUAUUUGAAAAGCUUUAAAAAAUUGAGAUUAUUUAUCCUUUGUAAUUGGGAUCACUUCGUAGAUAAUGAUGCUGUUGUAUUUGUAAACGGCAUCGCUUACCCUUUUUCCCAAUAUAAUGCAAUUUACCUUGACAAUAAAAUUAUUGACCUUAUAGCGGAUAAUUUACCAUAUUCAAAUAAUCUCUAAAUUACGCUCUCUAUAUUCCUGCUCUCUCUCUCUUAACGAUAUGAAAAUGGCUAUCGUUUAAAGGCGUUGUGAAACGAGUAUUAAAAAUGUUCGAAACAAAUUUAAAUAUGUAACAUUUGAUAUUAUUUUUGUUUCGUUUAGGGUAUAUUCAUUUCGUUUAAAUAAUAUCAAUGGAUUCAGUGAAUGUAUAAUCGACUUGUGGUUUGGUCGCGUCGCGUCGUAUUCGUACGUUUUGCUUUCCCACUAACAUUGCUGCUCGCAGUAGUGAUACAGUAUUAUUUUUGUUCAUUAUUACUCUGUACAUUUUCUUAGUUGUAUUACAUUUUAAGUUUUAUCUAGAAUACAUAAAACUUUGGUUUGACGAUUGGUUGAAUCUCUUACAAAAUCACCUCAUAGCGAUAUAUAUAUAUUAUUUAUAUACACACGAUUAGUAAUAUUUUUCAAGAUUGUAUUCAAUCGUAAAUUCGAAGUCUUCGAAAUUGAGAUGCAGUUGCGUUAUGUUAAAACUAUUCGGUUAUUUAUGACUUAGAUAUAAUUUACGGAUUACGGUAUUAAGAUAUGUGAACAAUGUAUAUCGACUUACUAACAAACCGGUUGUGUUGUGUGCUUACGUCUAACAAGCAUGUGUUUGUGAUUUUGUUUCGAAUCUCGUCUGUGCCGUACACGGUCAGGGUUCACGUUUAUUUUGUUAUAAUGUAAUUUAUGCUGAAAUAUUGGCUUUUAUAUUUUAAAAAAAUAAUUCCACAUUGUAAAAAUAUUACGAUAAUAAGACUGACGGUCAAUCUCUAAAAAUGUCUUCUGUAUUAUUUUAUACGUAACAUUAAAAUCUUCUGCUCCACAGUGGAGACUGUAUUAUCGAUGAAAGUAUUCAAAUCGAUAUGUGAUAUGUGUUAAGUGUGUGUGUUUCCGAAAAGCAAUAACAUUGUGAUACGUAGAGAUGAGCAAUUGUAUGCACUAAACUCAAGUUAUUCCGCAUAAUGUAAAGUGAAUAAUGUCAAUUAAAAUUAUAAACGGCUGGAUACCGAGCUCACAAUUACUGGAUAUACAGAAUAUACUUUACUUUUUUAUUCAUUAUUUUCAAUAGUCUAGUAUUUGUGAGUUCAUAUCGAGUUUUCAACGAUUCCAUGUAAAAGAGUAGGGUUAAUAAGAUCUUCUGUGACACUUCGCUCUAAAAUAAAAUUGUUCUAUACUAUACGGUACACGUCUUCUUUUCGAAUUGUAUCAGUUUUAUUACUGUAUUUGUAAAAUAUCUACUUUUUCCAGUAAACUUAAAGGACCACGAAUUUGUUGAUUGUCUUUAAAUUUGUUGAUCGUGUCAAAUAACGUACACUCAUUUCAACGUAAGUUUCAGCAUAAAUUAUCCGCAAGUGACGUUCUCGAGGCGUCGCUGGAAUACUCAUUGUGAAACAUUAGUUAUUGUUGUAUAGAUGAUAAAUAAUGUGACUUACGCAGGGAUGGAUACUUAAAUUAUUAAAUUUUAACUGAUAUAUUGGCUAUGUAGUGAGUAGAAUAUUUUUUUACAAAUAAAAUAU
Vanessa atalanta (red admiral) is the source of this 5931-nucleotide messenger RNA. RefSeq lists its product as uncharacterized. The coding region runs from base 201 to 2285 and encodes 694 amino acids. Gene Ontology annotation, biological process: positive regulation of transcription by RNA polymerase II; cell fate commitment; negative regulation of transcription by RNA polymerase II. Lineage: Eukaryota; Metazoa; Arthropoda; Insecta; Lepidoptera; Nymphalidae. The transcript is spliced from 9 exons. The record is from RefSeq and is a predicted model, not a curated record. Gene Ontology annotation, cellular component: nucleus. Gene Ontology annotation, molecular function: RNA polymerase II cis-regulatory region sequence-specific DNA binding; zinc ion binding; DNA-binding transcription factor activity, RNA polymerase II-specific.